This is a messenger RNA of Nothoprocta perdicaria, 2457 nucleotides long. RefSeq names its product serine palmitoyltransferase long chain base subunit 1 (gene SPTLC1). The record is from RefSeq and is a predicted model, not a curated record. Gene Ontology annotation, molecular function: serine C-palmitoyltransferase activity; pyridoxal phosphate binding. Bases 1 to 1431 code for a protein of 476 amino acids. Gene Ontology annotation, cellular component: endoplasmic reticulum. The transcript is spliced from 15 exons. Lineage: Eukaryota; Metazoa; Chordata; Aves; Tinamiformes; Tinamidae. Gene Ontology annotation, biological process: sphingosine biosynthetic process; ceramide biosynthetic process.
AUGGCGGCGGCGGUGGCCAUGGGGCAGCAGUGGGUGCUGGUGGAGAUGGUGCAGGCCUUCUACGAGGCACCAGCUUACCAUCUCAUUUUGGAGGGAAUUCUAAUAUUAUGGAUAAUCAGACUCCUUUUUUCCAAGACUUAUAAGCUUCAAGAACGAUCUGAUCUAACACCCAAGGAAAAAGAAGAAUUGAUUGAAGAAUGGCAGCCGGAGCCGCUUGUUCCUCCUGUGUCAAAAGACCACCCAGCUCUCAACUAUAACAUUGUUUCAGGUCCUCCCACUCAUAAAAUCACUGUUAAUGGCAAGGAAUGUAUAAACUUUGCAUCAUUUAAUUUCCUUGGACUUCUGGAUAAUGAAAACGUUAAGAAUGCAGCGCAGGCAUCUCURAAGAAGUAUGGUGUUGGCACUUGUGGACCUAGAGGAUUCUAUGGCACUUUUGAUGUGCACUUAGAAUUAGAAGAACGACUCGCAAAAUUCAUGAGGACAGAGGAAGCUAUUAUAUACUCAUAUGGAUUUGCAACAAUUGCCAGUGCUAUUCCUGCAUAUUCAAAAAGAGGAGACAUUGUGUUUGUAGAUGAAGCUGCCUGCUUUGCUAUUCAGAAGGGCUUACAGGCAUCUCGUAGUAACAUCAAGUCGUUUAAACAUAAUGAUAUGACUCACCUGGAACGGCUGUUGAAAGAACAGGAGGCUGAAGAUCAAAAGAAUCCCCGCAAGGCCCGWGUAACUCGAAGGUUUAUUGUAGUGGAAGGAUUGUAUAUGAAUACAGGAGACAUCUGCCCUCUUCCAGAAUUGAUAAAACUGAAAUAUAAAUACAAAGUUAGAAUUUUUUUGGAGGAGAGCCUUUCCUUUGGAGUACUUGGGGAACAUGGACGAGGAAUUACUGAACACUUUGGUGUAAAUAUAGAUGAUAUAGAUCUUAUCAGCGCAAAUAUGGAAAAUUCACUGGCUUCCAUUGGAGGAUUUUGCUGUGGUAGAUCUUUUGUUAUUGAUCACCAGCGAUUGUCUGGUCAGGGCUACUGCUUUUCUGCAUCCCUGCCUCCUUUGUUAGCUGCUGCUGCUAUUGAAGCUCUGAAUAUUAUGGAAGAUAAUCCAGAUGUUUUUCAGACUCUUCAGGAAAAGUGCAAGCGAAUUCACAGAGCUUUACAGGGGAUUUCUGGCUUAAAGGUAGUGGGCGAAUCUUUUUCUCCAGCAUUGCACUUACAAUUGGAAGAGAGCCGUGGAUCUCGAGAAAAUGAUGUGAAGUUGCUGAAAAGAGUUGUAGAUUAUUGUAUGAAUAAUGGUAUUGCAUUAACUCAGGCACGCUAUCUGGAGAAAGAAGAAAAGUGUCUUCCUCCACCAAGUAUUCGAGUAGUGAUAACAGUUGAACAAACAGAACAAGAACUGGACAAAGCUGCAUCACUUAUUAAGGAAGCUGCACAGUCCUUGCUGAAUUAGACUGCUAUUUCGGACACCUUCCUCAAAUUACCAGAUACGUGUUUUACACUUUAUGGUGUCUUGGCUUCCACUUCAAGUUUGACCACCGAUGACACUGAAGCCUURCUGAAUAACAAGAUUUUUCCAAAAUGGUACAAAUGCAGUGAGGGGAAGAAUGAUGAAUUUAAGAACUGGUAAAUGACGGAGUAUAUUUCAGCUUUAAACUCUUACCAUUUAAUAGCAUUCCUUAAAAUGAAAUAUAAACAUCUCACACAAAUUUUCAUAAAUUUAAUCUUUAAAAAAAGCCUUAAGUUUUGUUUCCUCACACCCUUGAAUGUUUUCAGUAAUAUGUGUAAACAUUCAUCUUUGCCCAGAAAUAUUUAAAAUUCAUUAUUUUAUUUGUGUAGUGUCAGGAUGUAGGAGCGUAAUAUAAAUUUCUUCUUUUUUUUCCCAAGAUGAAAAUAGCUUGUUCCUAAUACUGUCAAAAAGAAAAUAAUGACACAUUAAGAGAUUUACUUCAGCUAUAUUUCUUUGUUGUUAUUGAAUCACAGCAACUUAAAUAUUUAUUUGUUAGGCAUUUCUGGAAGCCAGUUUUUCAGACUCCUUGACCAGAUAAUUAAUUGCUGAAAUGAUAAAAUCAUAUUAAACACUAUUUGCUUACUUCAUUUCAUAUGUAAAUAUAUGCAUGUUUGACAUAUUGUGGGUGAGGUUUUCCUUGCUAUUAACUUAAAUACCUAAACUUAAACCUCUAAAUUGUGAACAUUGUGCAAUUUCAGUAUAGUAUAUUCAAUCAGGGGGCCUUUGUACCAGUCUUGUAGAGGAGACAUAAACAGUAUGAAGAAUGAACCAAAGUUCUGAUAGAGUCAUUGUGCAUAUAAGCUUAUUCAGACAACGUUGAAGCACUGAAAUAUGUGCUAAGUUGUAUCUCUAAACAGCUUUACUGUAGAAGRGAACCCUCACAGAUAGAUAUUAAGAUUUUAAGUGGUACAAAUACUUACGAURUAUGUAUACCUAAAUCUUCACAUCAUUGGAAAAUAAUUAUUUGCA